Aspergillus niger is the source of this 966-nucleotide messenger RNA. RefSeq lists its product as uncharacterized. The coding region runs from base 1 to 966 and encodes 321 amino acids. Gene Ontology annotation, cellular component: cytoplasm. NCBI's taxonomy places the organism in Eukaryota, Fungi, Ascomycota, Eurotiomycetes, Eurotiales, Aspergillaceae. The transcript is spliced from 2 exons. The record is from RefSeq and is a predicted model, not a curated record.
AUGUCUGAUCCCACCCUCUAUCUCUACACCUCCCUAACUGCGGGGUCGUCCCAUAUCGUCACCGCAACGGCACGCCUGGAGACGAUUCUCAAAGCCAACAAGCUCCCCUUCCGCGCAAUCGAUGUGGCCACGGAUGAUGUAGCCAGGAAGCUUUGGGGCCGUCGCUCCAAGGGCAAGAAGCUUCCUGGCUUGGUGAAAUUUGGCACUGUCGUCGGAGACUUGGAGCAAGUCGAAGAAUGGAAUGAGUAUGGUGAGCUGAGGAUGCAGGUUAACAGUGUCGAAGACAUCGACAGUAUUCCCGCAACUAGUACUCCGAUCGCACCCCCCUCGGCCGCAUCUACCCCUACCCCCGAACCAACUACACUCAAACAAAGCACAAUCAAGAUUCAGAGCCCCCCGUCCAAAGAGACCCCGAAAGACACUGCCAUCACGGCCGCUAUGCGCCAGGCUAGCGGGGAGGCCGCUGCCAAGGCUAAGGGCAGCGGCACUCAACCUACCCCAGUCAAGGAAGCUGCCCCAGCCAAGGAAGCUACCCCGGCUGAGGAAGCUACCCCGGCUAAGGAAGCUACCCCGGCCAAGGAACCCGCUCCGGCAGUUACAGAACAAAAAGAGACUCCGAAAGAGACCCCUGCCACUGGCGAGCAGUCCCAGGCAGGCAAGGAAGAUACUGUACGUGGGAACGAGGCUGCUCCUGAUGCUCAGGCUAGCAAGCCUAAGCGGCCGCCUCUCGUGCCCGAGGUAGCUGCAGAGUCGUCUGCUAAUUUUCAUGCUGAUGCUGCUGAAGCUUUAGGAAUGGUUCAGCACCACCGUGGCUCCAUCAUCUCCGCCACAUCCAAAGAAGAACAGGAAAAAGUUGCACAGGACUUGCGGAAGUCUAUUUCCGGGGGUCAACAGGAUCUUCUCAAAUCCUUGAGAGAAGAUAAUGCGGCGCGGACAGAUCAGGAGGAGACGAUCGAAGAAGAGUAG